AUGCGACAGGAGGAGGCUCAGACGUGGAUGCAGUGCGAAACGCGCCUUGUACGAUGCGCUGACGCCAUCCGGAUGCACUACAAGGUGUACGGCACAACACCUCCCAAACCGUCUUCGUUCGGUUUCGACAGGGCUCACAAGACUCACGGGAUAGCAAGACAUCUUGUUGCCGUCGCCCGAGACUGGUUCAUUAUCUGGAUGGGGUUCCUGUCAUACCUCAUUGCCCAGUCUUGCACAAACCCGUUUAAUUGGCCCGAUUGCAAACAGAAGGACUGGGGCCAGAAAGGGGCGCUCCCCAAGUGGUACAUGGUGCUCCGACAGGAAGGAUUCCCGGAGGACUGGCUCAGUGGCCUCUUGACAUCGGACGUGUGCGAUUUUUCUCGACGAACACCCCGCACAGGCAUUGUGGUCGACUGGACAUGUGAGGACAAGACACGGCCCGACUUGCAGUGGCUGAACGAGUUGAAUAUCCCACUAUGGUUUCCGUGGACAGUCAAGGAAGACGAUGCAAUCACUCGGGAUCCAACAAAGGCGUACUUGAAGCCACCAGCCGAUCUCAUAAGAAGCACCCUUAAGUGUACCUUUGCCAAUCCCAAUUUGCCGCUGGCCUCGAUAGUGAUGCAGCGGUUCCUGCGUGUCAACUUUGUCACGGAAGAACUCGAUAAGGCUGCCGUGCAAGUCCUCAAAUUAUGA
Molecule: messenger RNA, 693 nt
Organism: Cyclocybe aegerita
Lineage: Eukaryota; Fungi; Basidiomycota; Agaricomycetes; Agaricales; Hemipholiotaceae
Source: the annotation of a GenBank genome assembly